Molecule: messenger RNA, 407 nt
Organism: Impatiens glandulifera
Lineage: Eukaryota; Viridiplantae; Streptophyta; Magnoliopsida; Ericales; Balsaminaceae
Exons: 1
Coding region: 6-407 (133 amino acids)
Source: RefSeq, a predicted model, not a curated record
UCUCGAUGAAGACGAGGUUAAGAUUCCAGAUGGUUUUCCCGUUCUUAAUUUCCAUCUUUGAUCGGCUCACUGACCGGUGGCCGAUUCUCACUUACGCUGCCGCCUGGACGACUAUCUUAACAGCUCUUGUCGCCGUCGCAUCAUUCGCGCCGGAGGCUGCGUUCGUGUGGGCGAUCAAUCCGAAUUCCUCCUUCUCCAGGCCCUGUGGAACUGGAUUCGGACCGGAUGGCUUAGUGCGGAUACCCAUCGACAUUCCGAGCGAGAUCCUCUGCUUCCCGGCUCACAUGUUCAGCCGCUCGAAACUAGAUAUUAUGGUUCCGCCAAUAUUCGCGGCUGUGAUUGUUACAGCCUCGGCUUUUGCAGUCCGAGCGAUGGGAUUGUGUGAAGUAGAAGAGGGUUUGGAGUAA